Molecule: messenger RNA, 2878 nt
Organism: Stegastes partitus (bicolor damselfish)
Lineage: Eukaryota; Metazoa; Chordata; Actinopteri; Pomacentridae
Product: coiled-coil domain-containing protein 6
Exons: 9
Coding region: 80-1471 (463 amino acids)
Source: RefSeq, a predicted model, not a curated record
UGUACCAUUCUGCUGUCUGCGCUUCUCAAACGCUGCAGCUGCCGUCGUCUUCCCCUGCUCCACACACUGUCGCACAACCAUGGCGGACAGCGCAAGCGAGAGCGACACCGACGGAGCGGGGAGCAGCUCAGCCACCCCGAUGUCGUCCUCCGCUUCAAAUUCGGGCAAACCGAGCAUAGUCAUUUCACAGUUUCGCUUGGAGGAGCUGACGAAUCGCCUUGCCUCGUUACAGCAGGAGAAUAAAGUUCUCAAAAUUGAGCUGGAGACGUUCAAACUCAAGUGCAAAGCCCUGCAGGAGGAGAAUCGGGACCUCCGCAAAGCUAGCGUCACCAUUCAAGCAAGAGCAGAGCAGGAGGAGGAAUUUAUCAGCAACACCUUAUUCAAGAAGAUCCAGGCCCUUCAGAAGGAGAAGGAAACCUUGGCUGUCAACUAUGAGAAGGAAGAGGAAUUCCUUACCAAUGAACUGUCAAGGAAACUCAUGCAACUCCAGCAUGAGAAGGCAGAGUUGGAACAGCAUUUGGAGCAGGAGCAGGAGUUCCAGGUUAACAAGCUCAUGAAAAAGAUCAAGAAAAUGGAGAAUGAAACCAUCUCAAAGCAGCUAACCUUGGAACAGUUGAGGCGGGAGAAGAUCGACCUUGAGAACACAUUAGAGCAGGAACAAGAAGCCCUGGUCAACAGGCUGUGGAAACGGAUGGACAAACUGGAGGCUGAAAAAAGAAUCCUUCAGGAGAAGUUGGACCAGCCCGUAUCAGCUCCUCCCUCCCCAAGAGAUGUUUCCAUGGAGAUAGACUCACCAGAGAACAUGAUGCGGCAUAUCCGCUUCCUGAAGAAUGAGGUGGAGAGGCUUAAGAAAAGCCUGCGCACCACCGAACUGCAGCACACAGAGAAGCGUGCCCAGUACAUAGAGGAGGAGCGACACAUGAGGGAGGAGAACAUCCGGCUGCAGAGAAAGCUCCAGAGAGAAAUGGAGCGCAGGGAGGCCCUGUGCAGACAACUGUCAGAGAGUGAAUCCAGUCUGGAGAUGGACGAUGAGAGGUACUUCAACGAGAUGUCUGCACAGGGUUUGCGAGCAAGGACUGUGUCCAGCCCCAUCCCCUACACCCCCUCCCCCAGCUCCAGCCGACCCAUAUCGCCCGGUCUCUCAUAUGGCUCCCACACAGUUGGCUUCACCCCUCCAGCUACACUGUCCAGAGCUGCCAUUUCCCACUACAACACCCCCGCCCUGCACGUCCAUGGAAGCUCCUCUCAUGCCGUAGCAAGGCCCUCUCCAAGAAGAAGCACCAGCCCCGACAAAUUCAAACGUCCAACGCCCCCUCCCUCCCCCAACACGCACUCAGGGGCCCAACAGGCUCAGCCUCCACUACCCCCACCAGCUCAGCCCAUGGUCCAGUCCAUGUCCUCCCCGGCAGCCAUGUCACAGCACGCAGCAGCAGCAGCAGCAGCAGCACAGCAGCCUCCCUCCCAGCCUUAACGCCACACACACAGUCUCUGUCUUUGCGCGUGAGUGCGCCCACUGAAUGCCACGAUGCUACCGCAGCAGCUUCCAUCAUUACCAGCUCUGGAAGUGAAGUUUCUUACUCUUUACCAACUCCACAAAAGACGCAGCUUCAAAAGUUUCAGAGGGAAAAGAAACAAGUUGGCAACUCACCCUCGGUGAAGCUAGCCGCCUGCCAAAUCCACAUGUGGCGUUACUUAACUACUCUUAAAAGGAAUGGAUGGACUGAAAAAUAAUCGCUUCUGGGAUUUGUAGGAUAAUUACUGUUCCACCUUCUGUCUUGUACAUGUUAUGUUUUUGUUUUUUUCUUUGCUUGGGACUUUAGCUGGUUGGAAUUGUUGUUGUGGCGCUUCUAAGAUAGCACAAACAGCACAUAAAGUAUGUUUUAUGGUGGUGUUUUAUGAUAGGUUGGAUGUUUGGAUCAAUGGAUGGAUGUAUGGCUAGAGAAAUGGAUGGAUCAAUAGAUGGAUGUGUUCAAUUCUUUUCAUGCCUAUAAUAUGACACUCGAUUGCAGUAAUGUCCUCCACUCCAGCUCACCCUUUGUCUUUGAAGCAGUGUCAACAAUUCACCCCGACCCCAAGUUUAACGUGGCUUCGAUUAGGUCAGCAAAAGGUGUCGUUAGAAGACUGCUUGGAGUUUCUCCAUCAUAGGGCAUUGAUCAAACAGAGCUUGCGGCACAGUUAUUUUAGUUUCUGAAAGCAUUCGAGUCUCUGCUGCUCUUCAGUUAUAAUGAAAAGGAAAAAAAAGCAUCAACGAGGAUGGACACUGGUACAUAAACCACAGAUAAAUGUCGCCUUUUAAGGUGUUUAAAAAUAUAGUCUGAGGUGUUACAACUUAGUCAUGUACUCAGUCUCUUCUCUGAUCUUCUCUCUCUCUCUCUCUCUCUCUCUGGUGUAUUUCUGAAAGCUUCUAUCAUCCUAAUGGAUAUUCCUCAUCAGAAAAAGGAAAAAAAAUCAUAAUGCUCUUUACACUAAAUAUACAUACUGCUAAAACAUUCUAAAUGAAUGGUACUGUUGAACUAAAUUUCUAUGUAUGAUUAAAGCUGUUGAGAUGACAACUUUUGUUUUUAAUUGUCAGUUUUAUGGAUAGGAUUUGCUACUCGUCUGUAAUAUGAGGGUUAAAAGGCUGAAAAUCGAGGCUGGAAGACAAUCACUUUGUUCUUUAUUAUCUUUUUUUUCCCUGACAAAAACCUGCGGUUUGAUGCACACGCUUAAUUUAACAGAUCCUUACAUUUGCACAGGUUCGCAAUCGAAUUGAUCUUUUUUUGUGUAUUUAGCUUCACUGGAAUGUUUCAUUGUGGAAGUUCUGACAUCUUACCGAACCAUUACAGUAGUUUGAUGGAAUAUGUUUGUGCCUUAAAUAAAUUUGCACCAUCAAAGCUCA